This is a messenger RNA of Brienomyrus brachyistius, 1646 nucleotides long. It is a transcript of the gene osr1, whose product is annotated as odd-skipped related transcription factor 1. Gene Ontology annotation, cellular component: nucleus. Gene Ontology annotation, biological process: regulation of transcription by RNA polymerase II; embryo development; urogenital system development. The record is from RefSeq and is a predicted model, not a curated record. Bases 334 to 1092 code for a protein of 252 amino acids. Gene Ontology annotation, molecular function: DNA-binding transcription factor activity, RNA polymerase II-specific; RNA polymerase II transcription regulatory region sequence-specific DNA binding. The transcript is spliced from 3 exons. Lineage: Eukaryota; Metazoa; Chordata; Actinopteri; Osteoglossiformes; Mormyridae.
AGGCGGUUUGAGCCGAGACCGCAGGACAGUGCGUGAAGGCACCUACCCGGAUCGCCGCAGCGGUCCCGCGCACAUGAGGGAUAGAUGACACUCCUCAUCAUUCGUGCUGUCAGCCUUAACUUUGCGAUUUAAACGAAUCACUUUCAUGAAACCAGAACUUUCUUGAGAGCGACGCAAAACUCCUGAAAGUCUUACAGUUUGAUCCGCAAAACUUCUUAAACUUAAACAAAUCAGCCCAGCUCCAAUUCUGACACCGCUGGACCAAUCGCCUUAGACCAGCCAGACGGCUGUUGGCUUGCAGUUCACCCACAGAGCAGCCCCUGGUUCUCUGACAUGGGAAGUAAGACACUCCCUGCGCCGGUGCCCCUGCACCCCUCCUUACCCUUGGUCAAUUACUCCUUGCUGCAAGCGUCGGGCGGCUUCCAGCUGCCCUCAGAGCACAUCCCUGGCAUCUACAGCUUCAGUACACUGCACGCAGUGCACCUCCACCAGUGGGCACUGGGCUACCCUCCACUGGCACUGCCACGCUGCACCAUCUCCAAACUGCCGGCGCUGGUAGACGCGCGCUUCCCUCUGCCGUCCAUCCCCGUCUUCCCGCACGUGGCCGAGCCCAAGCGGGAGAGCACUGGCGCGACCGCCAAGAGCAAGCCCCGCUUCGAUUUCGCCAACCUAGCGGUGGCGGCCACGCAGGAGGAGCCGCUGAAAGCGGAGGACCUGAGCUCCCCGCCGGCCGUGGGCUCCCUGCUGGAGGCGGCCAAGCUUUCGCCCGACCGUAAGCCAAGCCGCGGCCGACUGCCCUCCAAAACCAAGAAGGAGUUUGUCUGCAAGUUUUGCGGCCGACACUUCACCAAGUCCUACAACCUGCUGAUCCACGAGCGCACACACACAGACGAGAGGCCCUACACCUGUGACAUCUGCCACAAGGCCUUCCGGAGGCAGGACCACCUGAGGGACCACAGGUAUAUCCACUCCAAAGAGAAGCCAUUUAAGUGCCAGGAGUGCGGCAAAGGAUUCUGUCAGUCGCGGACUCUGGCCGUGCACAAAACGUUACACAUGCAGGUGAAGGAGCUGAAGACCACCAAGAUCAAGUGAUGCAGGGUCCAGAAUCUCGGGGGGAGGGGGCCGGAAUAGGCGGGGCGAGGAGGAGGAGGAUGUCGGGAUGUGGGCAAGCUUGGGAAAGCCUGGCAGGAAACCGCGCUCCUGCAGCCGAAAUGCCAAGUCCAGCAGCCGGAACCUCUGACUCAGCGGCAAUUCGGGGGACUCAGUGACUCAGACCGAAAUAAAAGCUGGGGUUGACGGUCACGUCUCCAGUUCUUUGAUUGGGUGGGGUGGGUGGCGGGGGCGGGCCUUCUGACGCGUCUGGAGCCCCAUACCCCAGGCUUCUGAGAGACUUUGGAGUUCACUGGACAGCCUUCUGUAAUCUCCCAGGCAACCCCAGAGACACACAUCCCUUUAUCCUUCUUUUAAAGACCACAUUCCAAAGUUUUUUGUACAGAUUUCUGUUUUGUAUAACUGAUAUUUGGCACUUUACUCUGAUUAUUGAUUAUUUACAUAUAUCACUGGAUUCCUUAAACUUAUUUUUUAAAUAAAUAGUCAUUUUCUAAACAAAACACCUCUUGGUCAAUAAAAGGGGAUGUAACUGCAGA